AUGUCACGAAUGCUUCUGGCCCUGAUACCGCUGGCUCUGAGCAGCCUGGCUUUGGUGCAAGGAGCCACCAAUUACUGCGACGCCUCGCUUUGUGGCACCGCUAAGCACAUUGCCUGCAACAACAAUGGGGCUUUUUCAUCUACCUGUCCCACGAGUCCCGCUCCCAAAGCAGUCAACUUCAAUGUCAACCAGAAGAAGAUCACCGUAAAGCUGCACAAUGUGCUGCGGAACAAGCUGGCCACUGGGAAGCUGACCAACUACAAACCUGCCAAGCGGAUGGCCACCAUGCGAUGGAACAACGAGCUAGCCUCGCUGGCUGCCCUCAAUGUGAAGCAGUGCGAGAUGAACCACGAUGCCUGCCACAACACCAAGACCUUCAAGGCCAGCGGCCAGAAUCUGGCCAUCUUUGGCUCCACCGGGGACAUAGCCAGCACUGAUGUGGCAAAGCUAAUCAGAUCGUCGGUGAAUGCCUGGUGGAACGAGUAUAAGGAUGCCAAUCAGGCCAUUAUGGCCAAGUAUCCCAACAACUAUAGCGGACCGCAAAUUGGUCAUUUCACGGCCAUGGCCCAGGAGAAGAACACUCAUUGCGGUUGCGCUGCCUCCAUUUAUGUAAAGGAUGGCUGGAGCUGGUUCCUGAUGGCCUGCAACUAUGCCACCACCAAUUGGAUUGGUCAGCCCGUCUACCAGGCAGGCGCCAAGGCCUCUGGCUGCAAGAAGGGCGCCAAUGCCAGUUAUCCUGGCCUUUGCAAGACCACCGAGGUCUAUAAUGUCUAA
This is a messenger RNA of Drosophila serrata, 774 nucleotides long. Its product is annotated as venom allergen-1-like. The record is from RefSeq and is a predicted model, not a curated record. Lineage: Eukaryota; Metazoa; Arthropoda; Insecta; Diptera; Drosophilidae.